Molecule: messenger RNA, 1371 nt
Organism: Botrytis byssoidea
Lineage: Eukaryota; Fungi; Ascomycota; Leotiomycetes; Helotiales; Sclerotiniaceae
Exons: 3
Coding region: 1-1371 (456 amino acids)
Biological process (GO): regulation of glucose metabolic process; protein phosphorylation
Cellular component (GO): mitochondrion
Molecular function (GO): pyruvate dehydrogenase (acetyl-transferring) kinase activity
Source: RefSeq, a predicted model, not a curated record
AUGCUGCGAUCAUUUUCGCAAAAUGCUACCAAGGUGACAAAUUUGGCAUGUGUAGCUGGCCGUUUACAGCAAUGCUCGAAGAUACAUAUACCACCAUGGAGACCUGCAUCACCACUAGAUGAGUGGGUAGCAAAAGAUGCAAGACCUAUUAGUCUGCGCCAACUUAUGGUCUUCGGACGAUCGUUGACAGAAGCACGGCUUAUAAGCUCUGCGAAUUAUGUGCGAACAGAGCUUCCCACCAGAUUAGCACAUCGUAUACGAGACAUGCAAACGCUCCCCUAUGUCGUCGUCACCAAUCCGCAUAUGAGUCAGGUCUACGAGUUAUACUACAAAGCAUUUGAGAGCUUGCGAAGAGUGCGCGAAAUCAAAACCCUGGAUGAUAACGACAAGUUAUGCAAAGUCAUCAGCAGUACCCUACAAGAGCAUCUUACCGUAAUCCCAAAGCUAGCAAUGGGCGUGUUGGAAUGCCGAGAUUUAAUGAAUCCUUCGGAUAUGGACAAAUUUAUGAACACAAUUUUGCGAUCGAGAAUAUCGCGACGAGUUAUCGCAGAGCAACACCUAGCUUUAACAGAGACCUUCCAUUCACAUUGGCAUUUUCCUGAUGGGAAACCAGCGGAGUCGGAGUUUGUGGGCGAAGUCUUCUUAAGGUGCAAUGCAAAGGAGGUAGUUGAACGAGUGGGCAGCGAAGUUCAAGCUUUGAUGUCAGCUACUUACGGCCCCUCCACCAUAAUGCCUGAAAUACGGCUUGCUGGUCAUGUCGAAGCCACAUUUCCAUAUAUUCUAAGCCACCUAGAAUACAUUAUCGGUGAACUACUACGAAAUUCCGUUCAAGCAGUCGUCGAAAAACGGAGAAACGGCCGAAGCAAUAACCAACCUCCUCCUCCUAUCGACAUAACAGUCUGCGAAGCGCCUCAGCAUGUGAUAAUCCGAGUAUCAGAUCAAGGAGGCGGUAUACCUCGAGAUAUUCUUCCGUAUCUCUGGGCAUUUAGUAAAGGACCUCGUAGCAACCAACGUCUCGAAAACCUCACCCGAGUACCAAAAAUGGCGGCUACGAUGCAAGAACUGCGCGUAACAGACAAAGCACCCGGGUCGCAAAGGAACGAUGGAGCACCAGCGGUGGCAGCGACCGUAGGAAAUGUCGGCCCCAGCUCCACAGCACACGAAACAUCCCUUUCUUCGCUCACCAGCCGGCCUCCCAACCUCCGUCUGGGCAUGGGUUUACCAUUAAGUCGAGUCUACGCCGAAUACUGGGCUGGGAGCUUAGAGCUACAUAGUUUAGAGGGAUACGGCUGUGAUGCAUUUCUACAGAUUUCGAAACUGGGGAACAAGAAUGAACAGUUAACAAUGAGGGCUAGUAUGGAUGCUAUAUAG